Molecule: messenger RNA, 470 nt
Organism: Diachasmimorpha longicaudata
Lineage: Eukaryota; Metazoa; Arthropoda; Insecta; Hymenoptera; Braconidae
Product: dynein axonemal light chain 4-like
Exons: 2
Coding region: 159-467 (102 amino acids)
Biological process (GO): microtubule-based process
Cellular component (GO): dynein complex
Source: RefSeq, a predicted model, not a curated record
CGUUGAAUUAUUCACCCUCAUCCCCUGGACCUUCAGAGGGGUUGUCAGCCACCUCCAAACAAAAACAUCCCCACCCAUAUGACUCACAGUGAUUAGAUCCUCGAUCAGCAUUAGUGUUAAAUUCUCUCUCUCGAAUUAACUCUGUGCUCGGGUAAACGAUGACGGAAGUCAAGAAGGACGACGUCGUCAAGAUUCUGCACACCUACCCCCUGUGUCGGAAAUGUGACAUGACAGACGAGAUGAAGCAGGAAGCUAUGGAAUUGUGCGUAACGGCGGCUGAAAAAUAUGCCGACAAUUAUGAAAAUGUUUCACGAAUGAUCAAGGAGACGAUGGACAAAAAAUUUGGCGCCUCCUGGCAUACGGUCGUCGGCGAGGGGUACGGUUUCGAGAUAACGUAUCAGUUAAAACAUCUCCUGUACAUGUACUGUGCGGGGAAUUUGGCAAUUUGCAUAUGGAAAUCGGCUUGAAAA